Molecule: messenger RNA, 1487 nt
Organism: Oryzias melastigma (Indian medaka)
Lineage: Eukaryota; Metazoa; Chordata; Actinopteri; Beloniformes; Adrianichthyidae
Gene: jam3b
Product: junctional adhesion molecule 3b
Exons: 9
Coding region: 121-1029 (302 amino acids)
Biological process (GO): angiogenesis; cell adhesion
Molecular function (GO): protein homodimerization activity; protein heterodimerization activity
Source: RefSeq, a predicted model, not a curated record
CUCCCCUAAAGCCCCCUAGCUUCUCCUGUGUGCGCGCUCCCCCUCCUCCCCUCUCCUCCCCACAGCCGUAAAGGCCACUGUGCGCAUGCACGGUCAGCCACAGCGAGCAUCGACACCAAGAUGGCGAGAACACGCCUGGCUCUCCUCCUGACGCUCCUUUCAACUUCGUGCUUCUGCAGCGUGUCGGCCGUGGUGCUGAAAACCAAGAAUUCCAACCCGUGGACCAAUGAGUUCGAUAGCAUCGAGCUCUCCUGUGUCAUCGAAUCCAUCUCUACAAUUGACCCUCGGAUUGAGUGGAAGAAGAUAACAAGCGAAGGGCCGAGUUAUGUCUACUUCAACAAGAAGAUCUCAGGUGACCUGGAAAACAGAGCAGAGAUCCAUACUAUGUCCACGCUGGUGAUAAAGAACGCCACCAGAUCAGACACCGCCAAAUAUCGCUGCGAAGUCACGGCAGCCGACGACCACAGAUCCUUUGACGAGAUCGUCAUCGACCUCGUUGUGAGAGUGAAGCCGGUGGUUCCAAAAUGCAGAGUUCCCAAGGCGGUGCCUUUCGGGAAGUCAACGGAGCUCAGCUGUGUGGAGGAAGAGGGCUUCCCUAGGUCUCAGUACAAGUGGUUCAAGAAUCAGGAGGAGGUUCCUCUGGACCCAAAGGCCAGCCCCAAGUUCUUCAACUCUUCCUACACACUCAGCGCGGAGACAGGAGCCCUGAAAUUCGCGGCGGUCAGGAAGGAGGAUGCAGGAGAGUAUUCCUGCAGAGCACAGAAUGACGCCGGCUUUGCAGAGUGCCCCCCCCAGAAGAUGGAAGUCUAUGACAUCGACAUCGUGGGCAUCGCUCUGGGGGUGCUGGUGGUGGUGGUGGUUCUUCUUUGUAUAACGGUGGGGAUCUGCUGUGCCUACAAGCAAGGCUACUUCUCCAGCCAAAAGCAGACGACCAACAAUUACAAGGUUCCAGCUAAAGGAGACGGCGUGGACUACGUCAGGACGGAGGACGAGGGAGACUUCCGACACAAGUCCUCGUUUGUGAUCUGAGCCGUCGGGACGGGCGGCGGGGGGCUUGUCGCCGGGCGGAGCCGCGCUCCGACUGAAAUCCAACCACUCUGACUUGCCAAAGCUGCGGGAACUCGCAGACGUUUGGGUUCGCUCACAGGGACUGCAGACAGUUUUAACAGUUUCAUCCUCGACUGAGUUCAUUUGCUAAAUUAUGAUUGUUACCGUACAGUGUGGAAAACUAACGGGAGCAGAGCUCGGUGCAGAUCUCUGCUCCAGCGGCUGGAGGAGGAAGGAGGCGGAGCUCCAGUCCAUCCUGACGACUUUCUAUUGUAAAAAUUGUGCUUCUGCCAUUUGUAUAACAUUUCUUUUCUACUGUUGAAAUUUGUCAGACUAUUUUUGAUGGAAUAUAUUUUAAACUUCCUAUAGAUAAAUGUUUACUUUUUUAAGCGUCUGUAAAAUACUAACGUUUUCUUUGUGGAUAAAAGUAUUUAACACUU